AGACGAGAGCGAGAGCGAGAGGAGAGCGAGCUAACUAGCGAGUGCAAGCGACUCGACGAGUCUAUCUUCGCCAAGAGGGCAAUUGGAAUCGGAACUCUCGCGAGCAAAGGAAUGUGGGUGUGUGAGACUGGGAGAAUUCGGGGUGCUGAGUGAGUGAGCGAAGAUAGAGUGUGUGAGCGAGAGUGGUCUACUCGAAAUAACUACAUUGAGACGCUCCGGAGAGCCGGGCUUUAAAAGCACCCGCCAAGGGUGGUGGAGGUUGAGGUGGAGACGCAGGCCGGGCGAGAUGCGGUGAGGUGGGCUGGUGAUGGUGAUGGAUCCUUUCCGCAUGGUUUCCCAAGGAAGGAGGCAGGCAGGCAGGCAGGCAGGAGGCAGGCAGACCAAGGCAGGCCGAGCUACGCCAAGCUAGGCCCGAGCCGGGAUCAUUUUGUUCGUUGUUCGCUCGGCACCGCUGGGUGGGAAGUCGUCAAAGGCAGGAGAGUACCUCCGGAAUUGUACCGCAUGAGCCACAUCGUCAUUCGCUUCCUUGUCCCUUCGCAAACAUCCGAUUUGAUCCUCCUGGCCGUUCAUCCCUUUUGCUGCCAUCUGUUGCAGGCUGGGUGUAAGCGAGGGGGCUGCGAGCCGCGAGAGCGCCUGGGCCGUGACAAAAGUAGCGGGCAAUCAGUUCCCUCGUUGCGCCGACUCCACGUCAAAGAUGCAAGGCUCUAUUCGGACAGGCUCCUACUGUCGCUCCCUGCUGCGCCCUGCGCGUCGUCCUCCUCCGCCUGCUCCGCUCCAUUCCGGUCGUUUGUUCGUCCUUUCGCGCCGCUCGCAGCAGUUGUUCUGAAACCGUAGCAGGUGCCUAAUUUGGUGCUCCUCAGGGCACAGUGUGAGGUGGUGCAGACCAACCCAGCCCAGCUCGCUUGGGCUCAAUGUGGCACCCUCCCCUGUAUCGGAGGCUGGCCAUAUGGGAAUUGAUGAUGAGGAACGUGGCAGUUUGCCCGGUUAGGUGGCUGUCCGGCUAAAGUCGCCGCAGAUUCGCCGACGGAUUGCGCUGUGUCACUGUGUCGAGCCUCUGGAUAUGAAGAUGGAGUGUUGUAGCCAGUUUUCUAGUUGGGAUUGUCUGAAACUGAACCUUCAGCGAAGCCAGCGCGAACUGUUUCCUUAGUCAUCAGCGCUGCGUAAUUUAGGCUCUAUCUCUAUCACUGUGUGCCCAUCUAAUUUCAGCCUUCUGCCGCGGCAGCCACUUCUUUCCCCCCUCGGCCUGGCUUCUGCCACACCGAUUCUGCAGCUUCAGAAUUCCGGUCCACCUCUUUGUUGGGACCCGUCUGCUGCUUCUAUCUAGUGCCUCUGACCUAUCUAGAGGUCUCUUGGCUUGAGAGAGAAUAUUCAGGCCUGACUCUCUAACUACUCUUCACCCCUACCCUCAUUCUUGGGAGCAGUCGAAACGAACGACAAUUCUAGAGCUCCGCUAAUCUCCGCAUGUUUCUUGUUCUCUGUCAUAUUAAUCAUACUCUUCUUCUUUUUAUUCUUGUGUCUGUUAUGAUUUGGUCUAGCCUGAUUGCUCUAAUCUGGAGGUUUCGGGGAAUCUCCUUCUCCUUCAUUGGCCAAGAUAUUUUUGGGCGAAGCUGGAGUCGAUUUCCCGAGCCGGAUCUGGACAACUAACCAGGUUAUCUUCUACUAUCAGCGAGGGCAGGUCGGAGUACGAACGGAGCAAUAUUCCAGAGAGCGUUCCUCUUUUCCAUCUGCUGAGGUUUCGGUUGGUGCCGUUUUGGCGUUGUAGGGGUUGGGGUUGGGGUUGGAGAAGGGAGCCUAUGUGGUGAAACUCUUUCUUUCCCUUCCUGCUCGCCUGCGUUGUCAUGAAUUCAGCAUCCUGCUUCUGUCGCCUUGCUUGAGUCUCUUUGUUGAUGGUACAGCACCUCGCUUGCUGGCUGACCAUGACAAUUCAGGGGAUUUCAAUAAUUCCAAAGUGUGCCAACUGGCCACAGCUUUUUGGGUCAAGUCGGGUUCGGUUGGAGUGCAAUGAUUUGAUGGUUCAUGAUCUUCUUAGUUCUCUGUAGUGAAUGACUUAUGCGCUAUCAUGCAUCCGUUGCUAAGAGCUGCUUGCAUCGCAUCCCAUUCCUUGACCUGCACACCGGCUCUUCCAAAGUAACACCUAUCCUAGUUAACGUCAACCAGGUCAUGCCAUAUUGCCAACCCCUGCAGAGGUGUUUUAUUUUCUGAUUUAACGUCACUUUGUGAAGAUACUUCUAUCUACCGUCAGAGCGUUUUGGGUUUUGACAACUAGGCAUUAUUAUUCUGAGCAGGCAACAGGUCUGCGUCAAAAGAGAUGUCGCCAUCUUCAUGGAUGUACUUUCUUGUGAAGAGAAAAGAACCCACAUGUCCCGUACUGCUUGGAACGAUCAGCCUUUAUAGUGACGUUUGUGUUUCAGGAUGGCUUUUGGUUGGUUUCGUAGUGGUCUCCCUGUUAUCUUGUACUAGGCACGGUCCAACUUCAAGGCCUUGGCUGCCAACUCUUACCCGAAUUCUGUCGAAGUAACAACAUAGAUUAAGUUUAAGGUAUGACUCUAGAGCCAAAUUGCCAAAUUGCCAAAUUAUGUGUACUAUUGUUUCGAUAAACUGGAUUGUAUUCACCGACAAAAUACAUGUAUUUUAUCGGAGAAUCGUCGUUUCAGAUACUUCAUUUUUCACAUACAGUUAUAGCUAGCUAAUUUUAGUCAUAUUUAGCGCCUUUAGGUUUGCUAUCUACCUAUAUAGGUAGAUAGGCAACACGUUUGGAGUCAUGGUUGAUGGGAUAGGUGUAAAGAACAACACACCUAAACUAGAUCUAACUUUGGUGUGGGAAUCAUCUUCAUCCCAUUUGAUCAUGGAGAAGUCGCUGUCAACCAAUGUCUUAUUUGGAAACGUUGAAAAAAUGAAAAAAAAUAUGUGAAAUGUUCAUGGGUACUUAUAGUCUUGUAUUUCGAAACGAUGAAUGAAAGAAAAAAAUAUGAAAUGUACUUGGCCAUUAUAAUUUAGCCAAAAAAAAAGGACUCACAAUUAUUAAAACAAAUAUGCUGUAGAAAUUAUAUGAAAGUAAAAAAAAAUGAAAGAUUAAUAUGAAAUGUACCUCUGCUCCAGCC
Molecule: messenger RNA, 3101 nt
Organism: Marchantia polymorpha subsp. ruderalis
Lineage: Eukaryota; Viridiplantae; Streptophyta; Marchantiopsida; Marchantiales; Marchantiaceae
Source: the annotation of a GenBank genome assembly